CGGGUUAGGAUUUUUUUAAAAAUGAAAGUGAAACAAAACUGAAAUUGCCGCACACUCUCUGCUAAUCCAACCUACUUCACGUCGGACAAAGAGCGCCGACCAUUCACAGCGCAGAGAGCCUGUCCGCGUCCAAACCGCUCUGGCGCAGACUGCGUCAACACCGAGCCGUUUCAUUGGAAGUGGACGUUGCACAACAGCUUAUUUCCUGUGAUCUUUGUUUGGUGAAGUCGAGACGAAGGAACUAUGGACGGAGCGAACGAUCAGCCUCAGCAUCUCAAAGCUCCAAGGCCAAGGCAGAGGGUUCAGCAGCAGCCCUCAGUGGAAGGCUCCGUGGAGGCCGAGGAGUCGGUCUCCGUCCCCUCUAAGCUGGCCUAUUGGAUCAAACUCAACGCCAAAGACCUGAAGAUUCGGCAAAAGGACCGCUCCUGGGCGGCAGAGGUGGUCAACGACUUCCGUGAGAACCUGCUGAAGUUCCUGAAGAGCAACACUGAUCAGCCCUUCUUCCAGGCUGCGGAGUUCCUCACCACCGGCAGCUACUUCGAGAAAGUUAAGAUUAAAACCCCUGAUGAGUUCGACAUGAUGCUGAAGCUUCCGGUUCCUGUUCGCCUCGACAUGACAGCACUGGACAACGGCCUCUACUACCGGAUCGACCUCUCCCGACCCUCCCGAAGCCCCAUAAAAUUCUUUCUUUUGGAGAACCAGCUCACGCUUUCGUCCAGCAGGAUCCUCAGUGAGAUGUAUCGCCUGGUCCGCAAGUUCCUCAAGACCUACAGAGUGCCGGAUAACCAGUGCCGCUGGGAGGUGAACACGAAGCGUCUGCACUCUCCAGCCGUCACGUUGUCUCUGUGCAGAACUGAGGACAACAGCGAUGAGCUGAUCUCGGUGGACUUGGUUCCUGCGCUGGAGGUCCAGAGUUGGCCGCCUACGGUCAGGGACGGUCCAGAUGUGGGCAACUGGCUGGGCAAGAAGGUUCGCCAAGAAAUCAAAGGCUUGCCGUGUUACUUCGUACCAAAGAGGCUCAAAGGACGAAAACUCAGCAUGGACGCCAAGGAGAGUUGGAGGAUUUCGUUCUCUCACAUUGAGAAGAAAAUGAUCACGUCUCAUGGCAACAAGAAAACCUGCUGCGAGAGUCGCAACACCAAAUGCUGCCGAAAACAGUGCUUAAUGCUCCUUAAAUCUCUGAUUGAGGGUCUGAAACUACGAUUUUCCAAAGAACUGGAUGACCUCUGUUCGUACCACGGGAAAACGGCCUUCCUUCACAGCCUGUCCUCCAGGUUUGAAGACGCUGCGUGGACUAGUCAGCAACUUCCUGCCUGCUUCCUGUACCUGGUCGGAGCGCUGGAGGACCAUGCUCGCACAGGUGUCCUUCCUCACUUCUUCGUUCCCGAAUCCAACCUCUUCUCACCAGCCGUUUUCCCCCGCAAAACGCUGGCUUUCCUCAUCAACGCCCUAGAAGAGCAGAAGAGGGAAGGCCUGCCCCUGCUGAAGCCUGCAGCUCCCAUUUCUCCUCUGAGACCAGUGAUGGUUGCAGCAGGAACCACUACUGAAAACCCAGCUGAGAAAGGCACUGAAGCUUUCUUCCAUCUGACUACGCUUCUGGCUGUGAAACCAAUGCUGGUGUGCAUCUUUGUUCUGGCUAUGGCCUUUGGCUGUAUGCAUAUUAUUUAAAGCAAUGGUUCCCAAAAUUUUUAGCCUCGUUUCCACCAACGGGUGCGGUACAGGAUGCUUAGGAUGCAGAUGUGAUCUCGUUGUGUUUCCACAGCCUACCUUAACUUACCUGAAGGGCGGAGUAUCAGCCGGAUAGCGAUAGCCUCGGCUAUGUAACAGCAUUCCACAUUUUGUUAUGUUACAGCCUUAUUCCAAAUGGAAUAAAUAAAUUUUUGUCCUCAAAAUUCUACAAACAACAUGAUGCCACCAGCCACUUGUCUGUGGGCAGUUUCGCCCAUUCCUCUCUGCAGCACCUCUCAAGCUCCAUCAGGUUGGAUGGGAAGCGUCUGUGCACUACAAUUUUCAGAGAUUCAAGUCUGGGCUCUGGCUGGGCCACUCAAGGACCUUCCCAGAACUGUCCUGAAGCCACUCCUUUGCUUUGGGUCGCUGUCCUGCUGAAAGAUGAACCAUCACCCCAGUCUAAGAUGAAGAGCGCUCUGGAGCAGUUUUUUAUCCAGGAUGUCUCAGUACAUUGCUGAAUUCAUCUUUCCCUCUAUCCUGACUAGUCUCCCAGUUCCUGCCACUGAAAAACAUCCCCAUAGCAUGAUGCUGCCACCACCAUGCGUCUCUGUAGGGAUGGUAUUGGUCUGGUGAGGAACGGUACCUGGUUUCCUCCAAACAUGACGCCUGGCAUUCACGCCAAAGAGUUUAAUUUUUGUCACAUCACACCAGAGAAUUUUGUUUGUCAUGGUCUGAGAGUCUUUCAGGUGCAUUUUAGCAAACUCCAGACUGGCUGCCGUGUGCUUUUUACUAAGGAAUGGCUUCCUUCUGGCCACUCUACCAUACAGGCCUGAUUGGUGGAUUGCUGCAGAGAUGGUUGUCCUUCUGGAAAGGUCUCCUCUCUCUCCACAGAGGAAUGCUGUAGCUCUGACAGAGUGAUGGAGGCCACUGUGCUCAUUGGGAUAUUCAAGGCAGCAGAUAUUUUUCUGUACCCUUCCCCAGAUUUGUGCCUCGAGACAAUCCUGUCUCGGAGGUCUACAGACAAUUCCUUUGACUUCCUGCUUGGUUUGUGCUCUACCAUGCACUGUCAAGUGAGGGACCUUAUAUAUAGACAGGUGUGUGCCUUUCCAAAUCAUGUCUAAUCAAAUGAAUUUACCACAGGUGGUCUCCAGUUAAGCUGUAGGAACAUCUCAAGGAUAAUCGGUUGAAACAGGGUGCACCUGAGCUCACUUUUGAGCUUCAUGGCAAAGGCUGUGAAUACUUAAGCACAUGUGAUUUCUAAAGGCGGAUUUAUACUUGGCGGUGUCUGCAUCACUGCUGUAGGCGCUGUGUAACUCCGCGGAGGCCCAACGCGAACCUCUUCCAGACCUGACGUGCACCCCUGCUACGCAGACGGAAGUCCUUCCUUAUGAUUGGUCAAUUUGAGAUUACGAGUUUCCAGAUUUCUGAAUCUUCUCGCUGAAUUUGUGUAGUAGCCGCCA
Molecule: messenger RNA, 3128 nt
Organism: Melanotaenia boesemani (Boeseman's rainbowfish)
Lineage: Eukaryota; Metazoa; Chordata; Actinopteri; Atheriniformes; Melanotaeniidae
Product: cyclic GMP-AMP synthase
Exons: 9
Coding region: 244-1668 (474 amino acids)
Biological process (GO): DNA damage response; activation of innate immune response; cellular response to exogenous dsRNA
Cellular component (GO): cytosol; nucleus; site of double-strand break
Molecular function (GO): double-stranded DNA binding; chromatin binding; 2',3'-cyclic GMP-AMP synthase activity
Source: RefSeq, a predicted model, not a curated record